Molecule: messenger RNA, 1346 nt
Organism: Durusdinium trenchii
Lineage: Eukaryota; Dinophyceae; Suessiales; Symbiodiniaceae
Source: the annotation of a GenBank genome assembly
AUGAGACUUCUGCGUCAGGCUUUUCUCACCGCGUUGCUGCUCUCGGUUCUUCCGUGGCUCUUCGUUGCUUUGCCCAGGAGGUCCAGGUCGCACCUGCGGUCGGUGGGGCGCUUGGCGCAAAAGGACAUGGAGCAGGAGCGAGAGGAGAGUCGUUUGGAUGCAGUGGCAGGCAGCGGCGAGCUGCCAGAGUGGCUGAUGGAGGCCACUGGAGGUGUGCCCAAAGAGCGGAAGACGGAGGGUGUCGAUUUCAGCUGGGACUAUCGCGCGGCCGGCGCGGUGAUUUUCGCCCUGACCUUGCUUUAUGUGGGCUUCCAGGGAGUUCCACUCUCGUGUCGCAGUAAACUCCUGGGCACCUCCGUUCAUUCUUCUCUACACGAGCCACGUGCCGGGCGAAUGGAGCAGCUGGAGCGGCGGGUGGCGCGUUUGGAAGAGCUCCUAUCGGAACCCGUGACGCAGGGCAGCAGCUGGGAAUGUAUGACGUGUAACAAUGUCAUGAAGUUCCUGAAGGCUUUGCAAGGCGAAGUCUCAACGUUGCGCCGAGCGCUGCCGAUGAGUGAAGAAGUGCAUGCUAUGAAAGAAGUGGUGAACUCGAUGCAGGGUUCUGUGGAGUUGAUGCGGAACAAAACACAAGCGAUGGAGCGGAGCUUGCGGGAAGUGAACGGACACAUCGACUCAAGCCACUCUAGCUUGUUGGACAAGCAGACGCGCUUGGAGAACGCCAUGGGUGUUUCCUUGGGCACUGAGCUUCCGCAGCUGAAGAAUGACCUCAAGGGACUGGAUCGGGACCUGCGAUUGAAGCAAGAUAGCUGGCUGAAAGAGGCUGGCAUGAAGCUGCAGGCCAUGCAAAGCAUGCCAUCAAUGUUGUCGACCUUGGAAAGUGACUUCCGGGAACGCACGAAGGAUCUCGAAGCCUCCAUCGAAGGGAAGUUCUCCAAGAUGGAAGGGCGAUGGGCGGAGAAAUGCUCAUGUUUCGUGGUGGAGAUCACCCGGCUCGUGGAGUCCAAGUUGGAGACGAAGUUGGAUGUGGCGCUUUGGGAGGAGUUGCGGAUUGACAUGGAGGCCUCGGUCAGCACCCUGCGAGAGGUCCUCCGCACCCAGCGCACGGCGCUCGAAGGCGAACUGAAAUCGCUUCGCAGCAGCGUGGAUUUCAGAGGAGAUGAGAUCCGCGCACUGAACCGAGAGCUCCGGAAGCUCUUGGUGCGCGGCGUGGAAGCCACGGUCGAGGCGGAGCGUGGAGGUCCUGAGACCGGCUCUUACACCGUGGUGCUCCAGUGAGCCGACGACGUCACCCGACGGGCCGAAGACCGGCCCCGGUCGGGCUGCGGGUUUCGCUGGAAACCGCGAAA